Prunus armeniaca (apricot) is the source of this 261-nucleotide messenger RNA. The record is from the annotation of a GenBank genome assembly. Lineage: Eukaryota; Viridiplantae; Streptophyta; Magnoliopsida; Rosales; Rosaceae.
AUGCAUAAUUGGGAUGGGAAUGGGAAUGAGAAUGGGAAUGGCAUACCACCCCCGAUUCGACUCAUUGCCAUCCCUAUUCAAAACCAAUCCAGCGCUCCAGCUCACUCAAGAAUGGGACGGCAGUGGUCCGCCGGCAAGCUCGUCCUGAUCUUGGACGCAGUACAUUGGAAUCCUGAAGCACCACCACGAACGUUACCGCGCGUUCGCACACACACUCUCAUGUACUUUCCAGUACCAUAUCAACCACACAAUUUCAUAUGA